AUGGGAACAUAUCAAACUAAUUUAAAUAUUACAAAUAAAGAAUUAUUGUCAUCCCAAUCAACAUCAUUAUCACCAUCGUCUUUAACAUUACCAGUAUCUUCAUCACUCACAUAUCGACUAAUUGAACAUAAUAAUAAUGACUAUGAUUAUUAUAAUGAGGAUAACAAAUUAAUGCAUCAUGCUCAAUUGAAUUUAUUAAAUAAAAUAAAGCCAUUAACAACAACAACAACAGCAAUAACAAAUACUGAUGUUACGAAAAGUCUUCCAUUUACCAAUAUACUUUCAGAUCAAUCAAAUAUGAUAAGUAAUAAUAAUAAUAUUAAUGAUCAAUUUGAUGGUACAAAUGAAUUAAAUCCAUUAUCUUUAUUAGAAAGUGCAUGUUCAUUAGCCUGUGACUAUUCACCUUUCUUUGCAUUAACAAAUUCAUUACAUAAUUUUAAACCAGAUAAUAUUAUUACAACUAACUCAAAUUCUUCAAUAAUAACUACAACAAUGACUAUUACUCCCAAUAAUAAUAAUAAUAAUAAUAAUAAUACAACUCGUAUUCAUUAUCCAACUAAAGAAUUACAAAUAUUACAUAAAAGUAAUAAACGUAAUACAGGAUUACGUAGUCGUUUUAAAUCUACUAUAAAAAACCAAGUAAUAUUUACAAAUCCCACUAAAAAUAUAAUUGAUCUACCAUCUUGUGAUAAUCAGGAUCAACAACAACAAACAUGGUCAAAUGAUCUCAAUAAUAAUCAUGAUGAGAAUUUACUAAAAUCACAUGAAUUAUCAUUAUUAAUAAAUAAUUCAGAUAUAAUAACUACAACAUCAUUAUCACAAAAUCUUUUAAAAUCAAAUAUUAUGAAUAAUAAUACAUUGAAUCAUACUACUGAUAUAACUUAUACUAAUAAUAAGACUACGGAGAAUUUGACUAAUUCUAAUGUGAUCCCUGAUAGUAUACAUUGGUUGCCUAAUAGUAUAUGUCGAAGAGAUUACAAUACAUUAUGUAAUAAUGAUCAAUUAACAAAUUUUUGUAGAUUUUCACCAUCUUCAAAUUCAACUAAUUAUAAUUUACAAAAUUCAGAUGUUAUACCUCUAUAUAUUGAAUCAAGAAAUUGUGAAAAUAAUAUUGAACAUCCACAAUUUGAUACUGACUUAUUAAUGAAAUGGAAAAAUGAUGAAAUAAAUAAACAUGAAAGUAACUGUAAUCAUAAUAGUAAUAAUAGUGAAUAUUUUGAUAAUGACAAUCGGCAUCUAGUAAGUACCACUCAAGAUUAUUUAGAGACAAGUGAAAAUAUUUUAUCAACCAGAGUCUAUAAACAAGAGUUGAUUUCACAUAAACAAAACGUUUCACAUAGUAGCUUAAUUCAUUGUAAUUCUCUUGAUGAAACUUGUGAAAAUAAGACAAAACAGUCUGUAGUAAAUUUACAAGAAAAUAGUUUCUCAGAGAUGAUACUAAAACAACAUGGGAGUUAUUACGAGAAAAUAAAAACACAUAGUAUACAACAAAGGAAUAUAGAAGGAGAUAUUGAUCAGCGGAGUGAUGCUUUAUAUAAUUCAAUGAAUUUAUCUUAUGUUAAUAAUUCUGAUUCGUUUCCUAAUUUAACGACGGAUCUAAAUAGAAUUAAAACAUAUGUGAAACCACCUGAUAAAUUACUGCAUUAUUCAACCUCCAAUGAUAAUAAUUUAUCUAAUUUUGCAAUCCGUUCAAAUUCAAACUUAUUUACAAUGAAUAGUAUAAAUAACAUUUCUAACUCAAGUGUAGAUACUGAUCAGAUAAGAAUAAUUCCAGAUGAAUUCUCAAACAAUCUUAAUACAUUUUCGAGGGGAUCAUCAGUUAAAACAUCAUUGCCUAGUUUAUCACAAACUACACCAUUAACAGACCCAUCGAUACAGAUGAGUGGGAUUAAUUUCAACAACGAAACUUCUAAUAGUCGUAUAAAUAAGACAGAUUAUUUCGAUUCCGCUGUUAACGAAUCUUAUUUACCGACAUAUAUGGAUCCUAUUCAAAAAUCUGUAUACUGGCAACAACAAGAACGUCAUCAUCAGAAAGGACAUGAAUCAGAUCAAUAUAAUCAGCAAAUUAAUCUACUGACUUCGACCAAUUCCCUAAAUAAUAUUUCUCGUUCAGAUUCAAACAAAGAAUCCUUACUUCAUAAACAUGAAUUAAAAUCUAAUAUGAUGUUUAUGAAUCAUGUUAGUGAAUUAAUGAAUGUAUAUAAUAGUAAUGGUAAUAAUAAUAAUAUACAACCCGCUUCUAUGGAUAUAGUAACGAGUAGUAUUGGAUUUAAUAAUAAUAAUAAUAAUAAUAAUAAUAAUAAUUUAAAUACAAUUUUAAAUGAAAAAUCAAAUCUACAUCCAUAUGAUGAGCACCAUUUUAACACACUUUUACAUAUCAGUCCAAAUGUAAUUGAAUCUUCAUCAUGUUUGUUUGAUUCAUUAGCAUAUAAUCAAAACUCAGCAGAUUUUACCAAUAAUAAUACUGAUAAUAAUAAUGUUGUUUGUCAUAUAAAUUCCAUAUCAGAAUCAACUCCUAGAAUAAAUGAUCAUAUACCAGCUGAUUCUUCAAUAUCAAUCAUACCAAUUUCAUCAUCCUCUUCUUCUUCUUCAUUAUCAUCGUCAUCAUCAAGUAUGUUCACUGGAAUGUUACAACAAUUAGCAUUACCAUCCAAUUCAUCUUUAUCAUCAAUUUCUUCUAUUACACACACAACAUCAACAAUAAAUGCAUCAAUUAAUUCAUCAUAUAAAUUACUUCCAUCAAUAGGAAAAUAUCAACCAAAUAUAACAUCAGAAGAAUUUAUCAAUAUGACAGAAUCAUGUUCACCAUCUUCAACAUGUAUUUUAUCAAAAGUUCAUGGAUUCAAUGAAUCGCUAACAACUAGGAAUGGAAUUGAUUAUUUUCAAAAUAAUCAAAUUGAUGAAACAAUGCAUACAACCAACCUUGGAAACAAUAACCAUAAUAACAAUACAAUUACAAAUGAUAAUAAUAAUAAUAAUAAUGAUAGUAAUAAUAAUAGUAAUCAUAACAAUACUAAUAAUAAUACAAUAAUUCCUGGAACUGGUGAUUAUCCAUCAGCUGAUGAUUUAGAAAUAUUUGCAAAAAUGUUUAAACAACGUAGAAUUAAAUUAGGUUAUACACAAGCUGAUGUUGGUUUAGCAUUAGGUACAUUAUAUGGUAAUGUAUUUAGUCAAACAACUAUAUGUCGUUUUGAAGCUUUACAAUUAUCAUUUAAAAAUAUGUGUAAAUUAAAACCAUUAUUACAAAAAUGGUUACAUGAAGCUGAUUGUUCAACUGGUACUACAAAUAAUCUUGAUAAAAUUACAACACAAGGACGUAAACGUAAAAAACGUACAAGUAUUGAAAUUGGUGUAAAAGGUAUAUUAGAAAAUCAUUUUAUUAAACAACCAAAACCAUUAGCACAAGAUAUUAUACAAUUAGCUGAUGUAUUAGGCUUAGAAAAAGAAGUUGUACGUGUUUGGUUUUGUAAUAGACGACAAAAACAAAAACGUUUAAAUCCUUUAUUACUUGGUUCAGCGUUUGAUUCAAAUGAAGAUAGUACAUGUAGAAGUGAAAAUAAUGAUGAUAGUUAUGAAGAUGAUGAGGAGGAGGAUGAGGAUGAUGAAGAUGACGAAGAAGAAGAAGAAGAGGAGGGAGAUGAAGAAAGACAUGAUCCAUUAACAGAGAAUAAUAACAAGAAUAAGAUGUGUAAUGGUAACGGCAAUAAUGAUGAGAAACAUCUUGAUGUUAUUAAAAAAGGAAAACAAACUACUGUUGAUCAUGUUGAAGAUAAAAAAUAUUUACAAAAUGAAAGGAAUAAUGAUAUAAAUUAUAGAAAAUCAGAGAAGAUUCUAGAAAAUGAAUAUAGUUUAUUUGAAAAUGAAAACAAUUCUGAUAUAUGUAGUAAUCAGUCACUCCGAAAUAAUUCAAUAAAACGUACUAAACGUCGUUUAAAUCAAUCCCUUAAUCCUAUAAAUUUUAAUUGUAAUUAUACUAAUGAUCACUCAUUAAAUAAUUCUGUUCAUGAUUUAUAUGGAAUGACCCCUUGUUCAUCGUCAUUAUUAUUAUUAUCAUCAUCAUCAUCAUCACCACCACUAACAACAACAACAGGAGUAAUACCGUCAUCUUUACUUCCUUCAUUACAUUCUACAUUUCAUAUAAGUAAUUCAAAUCAACUAUUUCCUUCUAACUAUCCUAAUUAUUGUAAUAAUAAUAAUAAUAAUAAUAAUAAUAAUAGUAAUAUUAAUAAUGGUAUUCAUCAUAAUUCAUUAUUACAUAAUAUAUCAUUUAAUGAUACAUCACAGAAUUUAUUACAUACAGAUUAUAUUUUACAAAAAUAUCCAUAUGUAAUUACAGAUAAUGAAAAUACAAAUGAAAAUAAAAUAAUUAGUGAAUCAUUUAAUUUACCAUUAAGAUUAUUUAGUACGAAUUCGAAUACUACUAUUAAUACUACUAAUUUAUUGUAUGAUUCAUGUGGAUCACUUAAUGAAAAUCAUUCAAUGGUAGAUUAUUUAACUACAGAACAAUCAAUAAAUAAUAGUAAUAAUAAUUCAUUUUUAUUAUCUAAUUUAAAUUUUAAUCCAAGUCAUGUUAAUCUAAACUCAUCCACUGGUAUCACAUCACCAUUCCAUAAUAAUAAUAAUAUACCAGAUUUAUUAAAUUAUAAUCAACGACUAGAGGAUAUGUCGAACUUAUCAACAACACCUAUAACAUCAUUGAAUAAUCUUGAUUUAACUGAAAUAUCAACAUAUCAAGAUGAGAAUAUGACUAGAAACAAUUUAUUAAAUGAUCUAAAUUUAAUUUCAAAUUGUAUAGAAGAUCAAAUGACUAAUACAACUAGUAAUAAUAUAAAUUUAAAUGGAUAUAAUACUGAACAAUUAACGAUAAUGACAACAACAACACCCCCACCAACAACAACAAUAAUACCAACGGUAGAAACAAUGGAUACAUCAUUAAUUCCUAAUAUGUUUAUGCAUUCAAGAAAUAUGAACUCGAUCUCAGAAUGUAAUAAUAAUAUGAAUGAUAAUUUAUUUAUUUAUUCACAAUCACAUCAGUGAGAUGAGAAAAUAAAAAAUGAGAAAAAACACACACAUAUGCAGUUUUUCUCGUAGAUUGAGAAUAUAAACAAAUCACAUCGUAUGAAAUAAUACACUAAGAAAGAGAUUUACACAAAUUAUUUGCUCAUUUUUAAUCAGGUGAGUUAGGAUGGUGACUAUGAAGGGGGAAAUUUGCUUUCUAUUGUUUCGUAUAUUCGUUUUUUUCGAUGAUCCAAAAAAAACGACCGUGUACACAUAUAAUCUAUCGAUUACACAAUGUCUUUCUGAAGUGAAACUAUUUUCUAAGAUUUGUUUAUACAUUUAUAGAUGCAUAAGAAUAUAUAUAUAUAUACUGGUGAAGAGAAGGGUGGUGUGGUAUUAAAAGAAGAAUCAACUAAUUAACAGCACAUAUUCUUGUUUUUUUUUAAUUCGGUUAUCAGGGGGUUUCUAUGCUUCAUUGUCAAUUUGUAUUUGAAAAUCACUAAUAGAUAAUGUAUAUGAUUGUAUUUUCUAAAUUACACUAUUUAUACAAUUUAGUGAUAGAUUAAUUUCAAUUGACUAUCAUGAAAGAAUGAUCAAUUGAUUAAACGAACUGAAAUUCAUUGAUUUUGUAAAAUUCUAUUAUUAUUAUUCUCAUGAGUAAACAAUGAUUCUAAUAUGUACAUAGUAAAUAAAUAAUCAAUACAUUGUAAUAGACUAUUUAUUUCGAAUUAUUUCACAAUUUAUUAUCUUCUGUACAAGCAAUCAAAAUAGAACAUUGAAUUGAUUAUUCCAAUCAUUAUUAUAACGCUUGGAAACUUACAUUAUUAUUAUUAUUAUUAUUAUUAUUAUUAUUAUUAUUAUAUCAUUAUUACUAUCCAACGUUACAAAUUACUCUUAUCACAUUACCUAAUUCAUUACAAAUACAGUAAAUUAGCCAAUAAUUAAAUACUGUGUAAAUAAAUUAACGGUCACUUACUUUUUGUUUGUUUUCUUUGUUUUGUGUGUGUACGUUUGUGGUUUUCUUUUCCCUAACACUUUUACACACACUUUAUUUUGGCUUGUUCUAUUUUUAAUUGACUGAAAAUACUAAUACCAAACGAUUUCUAUCUGAUAUUAAUAUUGUGUUUGUUUUGUUUUGGUUCUUUUUUUCUUUUUACAAUUCAAUAUCUGUAUAUGGUUGGACAGUAGUUUCUUGGAUGAUACUAUGUAGUUGGAAGGUAUAGAUUUUAAUGUUAAGAAAUAACAAAUAUACGUAACAAUAUUGUUAUUUCCAUUCAGCUACUUACACAUUUUUUUUUCAUGGAAUAGGAUAGUGAAGUUAUUUACUUAGAGAUAUUCACGUCUAAAGAUUAAAAUCAUAUCUAAGUUAUUGACAAUCGAAUAGUAACAAUUACAUAUAUGAAAUAUGUAACAAUAUAUUUUAGUUAUUCUUCAAGUAUGGUGUAGAUAUUCUUGUAGAACGAUAGUAACUUGUUAAACUUUCUCUUGAAAAGUUUGUUGGUUAAUUAAUACUUCCAUCUACAGACAGAUGUAUUUAUGACAUAAAUCUGAAAACAGAAUGAUCAUUAAAUUGAAAUGAAUUAUCUAGAUAGACAGGGUUAUAAGGAUAUUAAUCAGAUUUUUCUUCUUCGGUGAUGUGAGUAUAAAUUAGAAGUGCUGAUAAGAUUCUAUUUAACAUACAUUGUAACAUCUCUCUGAAGUAAAUAUUUAGUUAUUCUCAUUAAACGGAAUGUUUAAUAAAAGUAGAAUCAGAAGGGCUUUUUUGUGGAUGUUGUAGUAAUUUCAAUGAUUAAGAUCAUGAGUGAGUUGAAGCUAGACC
Messenger RNA from Schistosoma spindalis, 6817 nucleotides. NCBI's taxonomy places the organism in Eukaryota, Metazoa, Platyhelminthes, Trematoda, Strigeidida, Schistosomatidae. The record is from the annotation of a GenBank genome assembly.